GUUUGACCUAAAAUUUAGGCUAAAACAAAGCUAGACUAGAUGUAAAACUCCAACUACACUACUAGAACUUCAACAUAGAAUCUAAAUCUAGAUUAGAUCUAGAUUCUAGAUCUAGAUUUAUCAAGACUAGUCUUGAUCUAGAAUCUCAUAGACAUAAUUGCCAAAAUUUAAAGUAAUAUUAAUAUUUGUCUAACGACAAAAAAAUAUUAAAAAUGAGGCCCAAUAGAGGCAGACCAGGUAUACGUGGUGGUAUGAGAGGUCCAGUUCGGCCCUUUGGAGGACCUCCUGGUCCAUUUCGACCUUUUAUACCACAUAUUCCAUUUGAUCUUGUUCAGUGUGAAAAUGCUUUUCCACGUGCUAAGCCAGUCCCUGAAGAAAAAGCUCUAACUGAUCAUUCAUCUAAUUAUUACCAGGCAUUGCUAAAGCGGCACACAGAUUUGACACCAUCUUCAGCUGAGCAGGCUUCUAUCUUGGCACUUGUGACAAAAGUUCAAGGAAUUCUAGACAACCUUGUUAUUGCUCCCUCUGGCUUUGAAGCAGCUACCUUAGAGGAAGUUAGACAAGUUGGGUCUUUUAAAAAAGGGACUAUGUUAGCCGGACAUAAUGUAGCUGAUAUUGUUGUAAUGUUCAAAACAUUACCUACAAAGGAAGCUGUAACUGCACUUGCAAAUAAAGUAUCAGAUGAAAUAAAAUCUCAGGAACCGCAGGAAGAAGCGGUGCCUCCACGAAAAAGAGUAGCACAGAAUUUACCUAAAACAGUUGUAGCUAUGUUGCCUAAUGAAUCAGGAUUUGAAGUGGCCAGUGGAGAUGCUGCAGUCCAAUGUCUCAUCACAACUAUUCCUCCAAAUUUAAAAAAAUUGGACCCAGAAUUGCAUUUAGAUGGAAAGAUGAUGAACAGCCGUUUAGCUGCAAUUCGACAUGCACGCUGGUUUGAAGAGAACGGGCAACAUUCUAGUGUUAAAGUUCUUAUUAGGUUACUUAGAGAUCUCAAAAACAGGUUUGAGGGAAUUUCACCACUGACACCUUGGAUUAUUGAUUUAUUGGCACAUUUUGCAGUGAUCAAUAAUCCUUCACGUCAACCACUGCCCAUAAAUCAAGCAUUCAAGAGAGCACUCCAAAUGUUGGCUGCAGGUUUUUUUUUACCAGGAUCUGUUGGCAUUACAGAUCCAUGUGAGCAGGGAACUAUCAGAGUCCACACAGUCAUGACUUUAGAACAGCAGGAUCAAGUUUGUUUUACAUCCCAAACUCUGUUGCGAGUACUUAGUCAUGGAGGUUACAAACAGAUCUUAGGAAUGGAGGGCAAUGCCAGUAUAGCAACUGAGAUGAGUGUCUGGGAAGGCGUGGUUGUUACACCUUCAGAAAAAGCUUAUGAAAAGCCACCGGAAAAAAAAGAAGAACAAGAAGAUGAAAUGGAUGAAGAAAUGGAUGGAGAAAAUGUAUAGUGUUUCUAGAUUGUUUUUCUUGGUGUUUUUAUAAAACAAAUCUUUGACACAUGAUCUACAUACAUGAAAUACGUGAAGUUAUGCAGGGUAGCAAAAAAUUAAUUAAUUCUUGUAAACAUUUAAGUAAUGACACUUUGGUCUUCUAACGCAGAUGUACAAUUGUGGAAACCAUCAUCUUUUUAUGCAUGUUGACUGGGUUCAAUCAGAAGUUUGUGUUCCUUGUCCAUUUGAACACCCUUUAGUUGUAAAAGCAGUAUUUACCUUACAUGCAAAAAUCUUUACAUUUAAAUGAAGUGCUUGUAUUUUCAAAAAGCCAGCUCAUAACUUCAUAAGGAAUUUUUGUAUUUAAAAAUUUAAAUUUUAGUUGAAAUUUACAUGAAAGAAACAAAAAAAAAGGUUUAAUAAAUCUUAUAUUGAUUCAUGACAAAUUAGAAUGCUGCUUAUAGUUAAAGCAUAUAUCAUGGUUCAUUUAAAAAAAAAUAUCUUCAUUGUUUCUGGUUUUAUUUUGACAAUAAAAAAAAUCAUUGAAAAUGCUGUCAUAAUUUUUUUCUAAUUAUAAUAUUUAAUAACAGAUUGUUCCUAUAUAAAUUAUUUUCAGAGCAAUUUACACAUACACAAUACACUUUGGUUACUAUAUUUGUAUUCCCGUGAGGAAGGCAGGCUAAGUUAAAUCACAAACAUUUACUAAUUAGCUGGUAGUUAGGGUCAAAAUGUCAUUAUUUUUGUGGAUAUGAUAAAUGGUUGACCUAUUAAGAUGAGAAUCUAGUUUAAAAUGCUUACUUAAAUAAUUGUGAAUGACCUUUUUAAAUAAAAGCAAUGUUAUUUCAUGUUGUUAUUUUUUAAGUUUUCUGUUGAUGUUUUGUUCUUGGGAUUUCUAGACUAAUUUUUACAUGUGAAGGUUUUUAAUCCAUGAAAUUAUAAUUGUUCAUUCAAUCAAAAUUCAAUCACCAAAAAUAUUUCAAUAAUUCUUGAACCAUGUUUCACAUGUAUUAUCAAUAAAGAAAACUUUUGUUUUUAAA
Molecule: messenger RNA, 2461 nt
Organism: Physella acuta
Lineage: Eukaryota; Metazoa; Mollusca; Gastropoda; Physidae
Product: interleukin enhancer-binding factor 2 homolog
Biological process (GO): positive regulation of DNA-templated transcription
Cellular component (GO): catalytic step 2 spliceosome
Molecular function (GO): double-stranded RNA binding; DNA binding
Source: RefSeq, a predicted model, not a curated record